AUGCGCGCUCUGGCGGUCCCCGUGUGGCGGAGUGUUCGCACGUAUGCGACAGGCAGGCAAGCUCGACCUGGCACAACACUGAGCUUGGAACAUUUCAUUCAGCGGGCACGGGCUCUCGCCCUCUACCGGUCGAUCCUUCGAAGUACACGCCAAAUCGCUGACGCCAGGACUCGCGCCGAGACACGGAGGUUUGCGCGGGACGAGUUCGAGAGGCAUCGCGGGGUCACAGAUAUUGACCACACCCGAUACCUCCUGUCGACAGGCAAGACCGAAUGGGAGAGCAUGGAGAGGUAUAUUAACGGUCUGUAA
This is a messenger RNA of Chaetomium strumarium, 309 nucleotides long. Its product is annotated as complex 1 protein-domain-containing protein. Gene Ontology annotation, cellular component: mitochondrion. The transcript is spliced from 3 exons. NCBI's taxonomy places the organism in Eukaryota, Fungi, Ascomycota, Sordariomycetes, Sordariales, Chaetomiaceae. The coding region runs from base 1 to 309 and encodes 102 amino acids. The record is from RefSeq and is a predicted model, not a curated record.